AUCAGCAAAAGCCGAAAGGACCUGCCUUUUAGAAUUGUUUAUUAGUCAGCUUGCUUUCGACUGGUGCCUUUAAUGUUAUUAAAAAACUGACAAUCAUAGAAGGCUUCUGAGCUAGAAGAAGACUGUUUAGAGCUCCCGACGUUUCUCUUUCACUUGGAUUUUGUUUAGGUUUUCAUGGGUUUAAGCUUUUGAGUGAGAGAGAAUUCUUCAUUCUGGGGGUUGCGUGGUGGUUUUAUUGACCAUGGAAAAGCAGCUUGGGGGUUCAGAGAUUCAUGGAUUCCAUACAAUGCAAGAUUUGGAUGUUGGGACUAUUAUGGAGGAAGCCAAAUCAAGAUGGCUCCGCCCAAAUGAAAUUCAUGCAAUACUCUACAAUUACAAGUAUUUCACCAUCUAUGUCAAGCCAGUGAACUUGCCCAAAAGUGGCACUAUUGUAUUGUUUGACCGUAAGAUGCUUAGAAACUUCAGGAAAGAUGGUCAUAACUGGAAGAAGAAAAAGGAUGGGAAGACAGUUAAAGAAGCUCAUGAACACUUAAAAGUUGGUUAUGAAGAAAGGAUUCAUGUAUACUAUGCACAUGGCGAAGAUAGCCCAACCUUUGUCCGGAGGUGUUAUUGGCUGCUUGAUAAGAGUCUAGAACAUAUAGUCCUUGUUCAUUACCGUGAAACCCAAGAGUUGCAGGGUUCUCCAGUCACACCUGUGAAUUCAAAUAAUUCUAGUUCUGUCUCUGACCCAUCGGCUCCUUGGCUUUUAUCAGAAGAACUUGAUUCUGGGGCUAACAAGGCAUAUUGUGCUGGUGAAAAUGAACUUUCAGAGCCUGGUGAUGGUUUGACUGUUAAGAAUCAUGAAAAGAGGCUCCAUGAUAUCAAUACACUUGAAUGGGAGGAACUUCUGAUUACAAAUGAUUCUAAAGGAGACAUAGGCUCAUGCUAUGACCAGCAGAAUCAAGUCGUAGGAAAUGGCUUCAUAAGUGGUGGAGCCAGCGUUAUAUCAGCUGAAAUGUCUGCUUUUGGUAAUUUAACCAAUCCAACUUUGAGUUGUGAUAACAUUCAAUUCAAUCUUCCAGACAGUCCGUAUGUUCCGACAGUGGGGUAUGAUGUGAAUUCAAAUGUCCAGAUAAGGGAUUCUAUUGCCAAGACCACCUGUGAUUCCUUGGACGUUUUGGUUAAUGAUGGAUUACAUAGUCAGGACAGUUUUGGAAGGUGGAUAAACCAGGUCAUGGCAGACCCUCCAGGCUCAGUGGAAGACCCAGCACUUGAAUCCUCAUCUUUAGCUGCUCAAAAUUCAUUUGCUUCUCCUUCAGCUGAUCAUCUUCAAUCUUCUGUUCCUCAGCAAAUAUUUAAUAUAACUGAUCUGUCACCUGCAUGGGCCUUUUCAAACGAAAAAACAAAGAUUCUAAUCACUGGCUUCUUUCACCAAGAGUAUUUACAUCUUGCAAAGUCCGAUCUACUCUGUAUUUGUGGCGAUGUAUGUCUUCGUGCAGAAAUUGUUCAGGCUGGGGUGUAUCGCUGUUUUGUACCACCACAUUUACCCAGAGUAGUAAACCUUUUUAUGAGUAUUGAUGGCCAUAAACCCAUCAGCCUAGUACUAAACUUCGAAUAUCGGGCUCCUGUUUUGAGUGAUCCAAUUAUUUCUUUGGAAGAGAACAAAAGGGAAGAGUUCCAAGCACAGAUGCGGCUUGCUUAUUUACUUUUCUCUUCAUCUAAGAGCCUUAACAUUAUAUCUAAUAAAGUAUCACCGAAUGCCCUGAAAGAAGCCAAGAAGUUUUCCCACAGAACCUCGCACAUAUCUAAUAGCUGGGCAUAUUUGAUGAAGGCAGUUGAAGACAACAAAACUCCCUUACCACUGGCAAAGGAUGGUCUGUUCGAACUCAUUUUGAAGAACAGAUUAAAGGAUUGGCUGUUGGAGAAAGUUGUUGACAGCUCUACAACCAAAGAAUAUGAUGCUCAUGGCCAAGGAGUAAUCCAUUUAUGUGCUAUUUUAGAAUAUGCAUGGGCUGUUCGCUUGUUUUCAUGGUCAGGCUUGUCAUUAGACUUUCGUGAUAGACGUGGAUGGACAGCCCUUCAUUGGGCAGCAUAUUGUGGAAGGGAGAAAAUGGUUGCCGUUCUUUUAUCUGCAGGGGCAAAGCCAAACUUGGUCACAGACCCCAGUUCAGAAAACCCUGGUGGAUGCACUGCUGCUGAUCUUGCAGCCCUGAAGGGGUAUGAUGGCUUAGCAGCUUAUCUGUCAGAGAAGGCUUUGGUAGAACAAUUCAAGGAUAUGAGCAUAGCUGGAAAUGCUAGUGGUUCCCUUCAAACUAGCUCAAACUAUGCAGGGAACUCUGAGAACCUCAGUGAGGACGAGAUAUAUCUGAAGGAUACUUUGACAGCGUAUCGGACAGCUGCUGAUGCUGCAGCACGAAUACAGGCUGCCUUCAGGGAGAACUCACUAAAAUUAAAGGCUAAAGCGGUUCAGUAUUCCACUCCAGAGGCUGAAGCACGUGGUAUAAUUGCAGCAUUGAAAAUUCAACAUGCCUUUCGCAACUUUGAUACACGAAAAAAGAUCAAAGCUGCUGCCCACAUUCAAUAUAGGUUUCGUACCUGGAAGAUGCGCCAAGAAUUCCUUAGUUUGCGCCGUCAAGCUAUCAAAAUUCAAGCUGCUUUUCGGGGAUUCCAAGUGCGAAAGCAGUACCGUAAAGUUCUUUGGUCAGUUGGAGUGCUUGAGAAAGCUGUUUUGCGGUGGCGUUUGAAAAGAAGAGGGCUUCGUGGGCUUAAUGUGGCCCCAGUUGAAGUCGAUUUAGAUCAGAAGCAGGAAAGUGAUACAGAAGAAGACUUCUACCGGGCCAGCCGGAAACAAGCUGAAGAGCGCAUUGAGAGAUCUGUUGUACGGGUUCAGGCCAUGUUCCGCUCAAAGAAAGCACAAGAAGAAUAUAGUCGGAUGAAGUUGACCCACAUUGAAGCAAAGCUGGAAUUCGAAGAGCUUCUGGACCCUGACUCUAACAUGGAUAAUUGAAGAAAUUCCUGAGGUCUAGACAGGCAAAUGAAAAAACUGGGGGUGGAGCUCUCUGUAGUUGUGUAGCCUGUAUAACUUGUAAAUGCCUAGAACAAAUAGUUUUGCGAUUUUGACCCUUUCAGACCGUUUUAGGAUUGUUGGGAGGAGGGUUCUAGUCUCAGUGACCGUAUCAUAAUGGGUCAGUCGUGAUGUGCUUCUUGGUUUUUAGUGUUCUUGUGGAAGUACCACAUCUUGUUCAUAUUUGUGUGUGUAAUCUGCUUCCCCACCAUACUAUUUGGUCAAUGUUCUAAUCAAUGAAGAACCUCAGCACUACCUUUUGGUA
This is a messenger RNA of Prunus avium (sweet cherry), 3308 nucleotides long. RefSeq names its product calmodulin-binding transcription activator. The record is from RefSeq and is a predicted model, not a curated record. NCBI's taxonomy places the organism in Eukaryota, Viridiplantae, Streptophyta, Magnoliopsida, Rosales, Rosaceae. Gene Ontology annotation, biological process: regulation of transcription by RNA polymerase II. Gene Ontology annotation, cellular component: nucleus. Gene Ontology annotation, molecular function: transcription coregulator activity; protein binding; double-stranded DNA binding.